This is a messenger RNA of Gymnodraco acuticeps, 2195 nucleotides long. It is a transcript of the gene triobpb, whose product is annotated as TRIO and F-actin binding protein b. The transcript is spliced from 6 exons. Gene Ontology annotation, molecular function: actin filament binding. The record is from RefSeq and is a predicted model, not a curated record. Gene Ontology annotation, biological process: actin filament organization; positive regulation of substrate adhesion-dependent cell spreading. Gene Ontology annotation, cellular component: actin cytoskeleton. NCBI's taxonomy places the organism in Eukaryota, Metazoa, Chordata, Actinopteri, Perciformes, Bathydraconidae. The coding region runs from base 421 to 1287 and encodes 288 amino acids.
GUGUGGUUAGGUAGGGUGCGCUUGUUUUCUCAACCGAUCUUCUCGGAUCCGCCCAGGAAGUGGCAGACACAGAGAGGGAGGCAGCGAGAAAACAAAGCCGAGAAAAGGAGUGUUACUAGCUGAAAAAGUUGUGAAAUUACCACCUUUUAAAACAACAUUCAACCCGUGUUUUCUCCAUGUAUUUCCCCCUGAAAACUGGACACAGACUCAGCUUUUGACGCUGGUUGGGGGUUCGCUUGAUUCUGUUAACAUGGGGAUGAAUGGCGGGGUUUUAUCUCAUUUCGCAUAACGUCGGUUUCCUGAGAGAAAGUGAAGUUUUUACCCUCUAAAAACCGAGGAGUGGGAUUAAGAGUUUUUUUUUACCCUAAGUAACGGUACUCUUCUUUUGUCUUUAUUUUACCCUCCCUGGACCCUGUUAUCAUGACGCCUGACCUCCUGAACUUCAAGAAGGGGUGGAUGUCCAAGCUGGACGACAGCGGAGAGUGGAAGAAGCAUUGGUUUGUUCUGACUGACGCUGGAUUGAAGUACUACAGAGACUCGAGUGCAGAGGAGAAAGAUGAGCUGGACGGGGAGAUUGACCUCAAAUCGUGUGUGAAAGUAUGUGAGUUUGACGUGGAGAAGAACUAUGGGUUUCAGGUACAGACGAGGGACUCUUCUGCUCACACUCUGUCGGCCAUGACGGCGGGGAUCAGGAGGAAUUGGAUCGAGGUUUUAAAGAAGUGUAUAAGACCCAGCAGCUCUCCAGACCUCACACAAUUACCAGACGGCAGCAGUGAUAAGGAGAACUCUCAUUCCCGCUUCCUGCAGUCGUCCCGCCGCCCGUCGUCUCGUCACGCCGACCCUUCCUCAGAAGCCCCGACCCCUGCUCCUCCCACUCACCGCAGGUUCGACUACGUGGAGCUCUCUCCGGUUCCCGUCCCCGCCGGGCAGAGAGAGGCAGCCGAGGGUCAGGGCCGGGAGCACAGCCAAUGGCAAGAGGAGAGGAACACCAGCAGCCAAUGGGAGGCCGUGCUGUCCAGGAAGGGCACCGGCGCGGGAUCCAAUCAGAGGCUACGCACCGAGGAUGACGUCGAGAAAAAGUGGGCUGAGUUCGAACGCUUGCCGCUGAAGGAGAUGAGCUCCUUGCCGCCAAUGGGAACACGGCCUUCCAGCCAGUCAGCCAAUGAGGCGCUGCAGAGGGAGGUAGUGCGUGGAGAUGAUUUGUUUCCAAUUUGCACAUUUAUAAGUAAAAUGCAAAUUAACUCAUCGGUUCGGAUGAAGUUAACAUUUCCUCUUUCCGCCUGUUAACACUUGAGACACUGUCUUUUCUGACCUGCUCUUCCUCAGUGUUUUCCAUCUAAAAUAUGCAGAAAAAAACACAAAUAGUAAGAUUAGCCUGACAGGAUUACAGUGAAUGUGAUGACGUUUUGAAAAAAAAACCUAUUAUUUUGACUGAUAUUGUAACUGCGAUAUGAUUCUUGAUGUUAGAGGGGGAAAUAUACUAAGAAAUACAUUACAAUUAUCAUGUUUUUUAAGAGAAUAUGGAUCAAACUAGGAUUUUUAAUUAGGUGUGUAGCUCCACAAUACUUUAUUCAGAUAUUUUCACAUAUGCUACCUGUACUUGGGAAACACUGCUGGAUCUCCUCUGUUCUUCUCUGUGUGUUGUGAUGUGCAGCUUUGGUUUGAACCUGUUUGAAGUCUCUCUACACGUGACACUGGGCGAAGAACCAUUUACUUUAUAAACAAGAGAUGUUACGUUCAUGCCAAAGACAAUUGAUGUGCAUUCAUUCUUUAAUUAAGCUAUUAUUACCCUUUAAUGAGAGCUGAAUGCUGCCUUUGUGUUCAAGCUUCUUCUGCAGCUUGAGUCUAAUCAGGCUUUGAAAGGUCAGCAGGGAUUGGGGUCAAAGUUUAAAUGAUUUGAACUUUGAGCACCAACAACAACACAACACAAAACCUCCACGUCAUUAGUGAAAAAGUGGUUCUGCCAGUGAUCAGGUGUGGAGUGUGUGUUGGCAGUGAGACAAUGGAAAAGAAGAUUACAUGUUAAUUAAGUCGAUCAUGUUUAAAAGUCAGUGAGUAUGAAAGAAAUAUUCCUACUGUCAGUUAAGCAUUGAAAAGCAUCUCCUGUCUUUAUUUUACGGCUGUACGAUUUUGACAUAACUUAUUGCGAUUACUUUGACUGAUACUGCAAUUUAGAACAGAUUGUAAGUAGUACG